Molecule: messenger RNA, 5658 nt
Organism: Saccostrea cuccullata (small rock oyster)
Lineage: Eukaryota; Metazoa; Mollusca; Bivalvia; Ostreida; Ostreidae
Product: CCR4-NOT transcription complex subunit 6-like
Exons: 9
Coding region: 1136-3772 (878 amino acids)
Biological process (GO): nuclear-transcribed mRNA poly(A) tail shortening
Cellular component (GO): nucleus; cytoplasm; CCR4-NOT complex
Molecular function (GO): poly(A)-specific ribonuclease activity; protein binding
Source: RefSeq, a predicted model, not a curated record
CGCAGGUGCCUUCCCUUGGCAGAGAAGUGGAUUCCACCAUUUUCUAUAGGAUACUAGAUUCAGUUGACAGAGGAGGGUUUUUCCAUGUUUACAUUGCUGCCUGUUUUAUUGUGAGAAUAGCUCCGGGCAUGGCUCAGUCAGUGGAUUUAUUCAGUGCUAUCUAACACAUCUAGCAAGACAUUAACUUAUCUGUUUUUUGUAUCUCUCCUUGAAGACAAUGUCUUAAUUAGGCUGGUGUAGUUAACAGGACUACACGAGGAAUACUACUACCUGAGCAGUGAUCAUAUCCCCGGAGAGCUAUUUCUUGUGAGUCAAGUACCUAUACACAUAGUUGUUAGAUAGGUAAUCAUUGGUGAUGCUUGGAUUGUGUCAUUAGAUGCCAAUCAGCAGAAUUGAACUGACAGGUCAGACUCAGGUGUUUAAACGACGUGAAAUUGUCAAACAAGGAUCACAGUUCUAACUGCAAGGUGAAGAAAUAACAACACGUGUUUUUAAGUGGUAAUGUAACCUCAAAUGCCAGAAGUGUUCUGCCUUCACUAAGGAAAUCUGAAUAAUGACAGCUCAUAGAGAAAUAACAAGGAGUGCUAUAGUAAGCAGUGAUAUGAGGAGAAUUUGAUGGCUUGAUAAGAGAUAUUACUACGAGGUGAUAGUAGUACACCUUCAAACACGUGUUUGCUUGGUAUAAAGUACAGAGAUUUUUUUCCCCACAAGUCUGGUCCUGUAGUGGAUAUAAAGCCGAUUAUUAUUCACCAAGAUUGUUUAUCCUGCUCUUGGCUUAUACAGACUUCAUAUUUUUAAAAAACAUUUACAAGGAUCAUUUACCGUGUUUGGGCUUGACGUUCCACCUAUUUGGUUACCUUGUUUAUAUGAUAAGGAAGGAAUAUGAAAAGACUGCAGUGUUGUACCAGCGUAUAGUGACCGAACUGUUUGUGGCACAUGUAACUGAGUCUGCCCCGAGGGCCAUCGGGAGGCUACCGACCCUUAGAGUCACCACUCAGCCAUUGGUGGAGGUGCUGUUAUAACUGACCAGCCAGUCACCCCCGCGUGUGAUAAUUAGAUACAGGUUUAUGCACAUCUCUAAUCUCUCAGGAUAUCCUGGAGGAUUUGACCUCAGGCAACCAGGAUUCUUAACGUGAUGCAGAGCUGUUCUGGAAUGGAUAGCCAGCAAGGAGACACAACCAUGUUUGUGAAGCGGGAAGUUGUGAGCAUUAGCGGGGCUCUGCCGCUCGAUUUCAAAGACAUACCCACCGCUCAAAAUAAUGUGUGCAGACUCCCUCCCUCAUCUUGUAAAAAGUGUCUCAAGGAGAGAACUGGCAAAAACAACAAAUGGAAGCAAAAACAAUUACGUAAGCAAACCAAAGCAAAUACCCCCAUAGUGAUCCAGUUAAAGGACACUUUAAAGGCAGCCCUUAAACAAAAGCAGCGCACCCUGGCAGAUACCCUGCACAAGUCUAAACAGCGAGAGGACUCUGAAGAUUGUAAGACCAGUAAUAGUGAUGCUAGUUUGUUGUCUGAUGAGGAAAUUGCCAGUAGCAAGGAAAUCAAAACGAAAAAAGACGUUAAAAACUUAAGUGCCUUGAUCUCAGUCAUAGAGAAAACUCACCGAAAAGACAGAAAAUUUCAUGUAGGAUCUAAUAAUCUUGCAAGAAAUAAUCGAUCAAAAAACUCAAAAUUUGUGGCAGAUUAUGUUCUAAACAAUGCCACGUACUCCUCCGAAAACUCUGACCAAGUCAGUAGUAAACCUAGAAGUAUUGCUGAAUGUGAAAAUGUGCAGGUUAUUUGUAAUGACUUUAAUGAAAGUGACAAAGGUUCUAAUGUGGAGGACACAGAGAGUGACACGGUGUCCACUAUUUCGAGUUCCGAGUCUCAGUGUGACUCAGACAUCUCCAACUCGCAGCCCGAGACAAUGGAAUCGGACAUGAGUCCGGAGGAACUGGAAAAGUUAGCGCAGUACACCACUGGCUGUCCUCUGAUCCGCUACGACUGCCCGCCCUCUGAGUGUCCCCAGUGCUUGUCGGAGUACUACUACAACUACCAGUAUUACUAUGACUGGGGACUCGCCCAGUCAUUCCAGGUGCCCCCCGAGACUAAGGAUACAGACCAGGAGAGCCAUGAAGAGGAGGGGGGAGAGAACGGGCUCGAAGCUCAGGAGAAAGGGGAGGAUCCAGCAGAGGAUGAGGUCCCCACUGAAGAAAAGAUGGACACAAACGGCUCAACAGAAAAGUCAGACUGUGCGGGGGAGCAGGGGGCUAAAGCCUCGCCCAAACAGUUAGUUGACAUCGGCAUUAAGUCCACGGAGGAGCCCCUCCCAGACGACGUGUACGUGGAUCUAACGGACACCGAUGUCACGUUCACUGUGUACUACCAUCACGAUCUCUCCCCCAUGGAGGACUCAGAUGAUAACUAUGCAAAUACGUCCACCUAUUUACCCCCCAUGGUGCCAUAUCAUAUGAUGACCCCUUUUACAACGAAUCCCUAUUUCACUGUGCCAUACUGUUACUGGCCCUACGUGUACCCACCCGCUUACAGCUUACUAAACCAGCUCUAUCUUCCAGAGGACACCGAGUCCAUCCCUAAAACUCACAUGAUCCCCCCCAAAGAACUGGAGAAAUUCAAUUCCUCUGCCCCCUCUGUACGACCCUGGAUCCCAGUAAAGGCAGCAGACAAAAGUCGGCCCAGUGCCAUUUUCACGGUGAUGUGCUACAAUGUCCUGUGUGAUAAGUACUGUACGCGUCAGAUGUACGGCUACUGCCCUACCUGGGCCCUGAACUGGGAGUACAGAAAGAAAGGCAUUAUCGACGAGAUCAGGCACGGCGCCGCGGACAUCAUCAGUCUACAGGAAGUGGAGACGGACCAGUUCCAUAACUUCUUCCUGCCCGAACUUCAAAGAGACGGUUACGAUGGAAUCUUCUCAGCAAAGUCACGUGCUCGGACAAUGACGGAAGCCGACAGAAAGCAUGUGGAUGGAUGUGCAAUAUUCUACAAGACCAGCAAGUUCCAUCUGGUAAAGGAACACUGUGUGGAGUUUAAUCAGCUGGCGAUGGCUAACGCUGAGGGUUCUGAUGACAUGCUGAACCGAGUGAUGACCAAGGAUAACAUAGGACUGGCGGCCAUGCUGGAAACCAAGGAGGGGGCCUACGACAAUGCAGGUGCUCUGAGUGAAGCUCAGGUGAAGCAGCCCCUAGUAGUGGCCACCGCCCACAUCCACUGGGACCCCGAGUUCUCUGAUGUUAAGCUGAUCCAGACCAUGAUGUUGAUGUGGCGACUGAAGCAGAUCAUUGAGGAGAACUUCACCAGCACUAGCCCGGGGCCAGUCGAUGUUAACUCUGUCCCACUCAUCUUCUGUGGUGAUCUCAACUCACUCCCAGACUCAGGUGUUGUAGAAUACCUCCUCUCAGGAAAGGUAGCUCGCACACACAUGGACUUCAAAGACAUCGGAUACGAUGAUGCCCUGCAGAAAAUCCACGCGUCCACCGACAAAGACUCGUUUUGUCACGACUUCAAAUUAAACACAGCCUAUGAAAAAGACAUCAUGCCAUUUACCAAUUACACGUACGACUUUAAGGGAAUUAUUGACUACAUCUUUUAUUCUAAAGAGCAUAUGAAUCUGGUUGGUCUCCUUGGACCACUGGAUGAGGAGUGGUUCCGACAGAACAAGGUGGUGGGAUGCCCCCACCCUCACGUCUCCUCAGACCAUUUCCCCCUACUGGUGGAGUUAGAAAUGCCAGCCAUGAAUCUCUCCAACAACCAGCCGAGAGUCCAGUACAGAUAAUGCCCACACUGCCAUUCUUAGGGGGCACCUUGCUAGUGCAAUGAAAUUAUUGUGAUCUUUUGAAAUUCUUUGCAAUGAAUGAUGUUUUUAAAAGGCCUUUCAGAAGUGUAUCAGGGAUACUUUGUUUGCUAUUUUUAUACUAGUUCUACACAUUUGAUUCCCAGGCAGUUGUCAUACACUCGAUAUCAUUUCAUAUUGACCUAGGGAUAAAAUUUCAUAUUGACCUAGGGAUAUUGGUGAUGAAUUUUUUUUCAUGACAGCUUUGUGCAUUGUGUGUAUUUAUUGUGGUAAAUAUCAAAAUUUGCUUUUUCAUUAAUUUGUGCAUCAUAAUUUCAUGUGAUAGCAUUGUUUUUAUACUUGGAUGUAAAUAGGACUAUUUUUUAAUUUUUCAUGCAUUGCAAAGAAUAUGAACAAACUGAAGGGGAGGCCACUCUUGUUGUACAAUAGUAAGCUGUCCCAACAAAUCAUGACCAGGAAUACGAUGAUUCUGAUUUAAUUUGUUGUUUUAAUUUUAGACAUUUAAAAAUCAUUGUGCUGUGAUUUACGAAUUAUGCCCUCUUACUUAUGAAAUUACAAAUCAAUUCUUUUAAGCUAUGUUUGAUUCCAUAUUAAUGUUCUCCUGUACAGAUCCCGUUUGAAGGCUUUAUAUACAUGUAUCUUGUAUGGUUGCUUGCUUUUAAUGCUACAUGUCUUUAGUUGACAGAUAAUAACAAAACACCUUAUAAUAGAAGACCAAAAAUACUCAAACAGACCAAAAAUGCAGUGGUACCUCUUUUUUCUGUCUAGUUUUCCUUUGUGAUUGCAAUUUUCUAUUUAAUGAAACAAUGAUUUUAAUUCAAUUUUGCAUUUAAAAGCAAAAUUCUUUUUUUAAAUUGGUCUGGUGCAAGGUCUUUUGUGAAGUUAUAAAACUACAGUUAAGUUUCCUAUGAGUAUAUAUUGACAAGGUAAAUAAUUAUACAAUAAGUUAUGCUUGAAUGUAUGGUAUUUAUUUGUGUGUUUUAAAUUUGAUUGGCCAGAAUUGGUGGCCAGUUAUAUAUACAUGUACAAUGUUUGAUAACAUGAUCUCAGUCAUUGCUGCCCAUGCAUCAGUUGGCAAUAUACAUAUCUAUCCAUUCAUCAUUAUAUUCAGAAAUUCUCAGUUUUCAAAACAAACGAUUUCACUAGCAGACAAAUUUGUAUGUAAUAUUUGUAUCUUUUUAUUAAAAAAAACGAAACAAUUGAGAACAAGUUGUAAAAUUCAGAAUUUUUUAAAAAGUAUUUUUGUUCAUUUCUUAUUUGUAGUCACUGUAUUACAUGAAAUGCAUUUUAAUAUCAUUUUGUCUGUCAUACCGGAUCAGGCAGCUUUAUAAGAAAUCGAGGUCAUGGCGUAAUUACAUCAUUUUGACCGUUUUCUUCUGGCAUGACAAGGGCAAGAACACAUUCCUGUUGUUAAUACAUAUUGUCAACAAUAUCUUAUGUAAUAUGGUGUAUUAUAGACUUCUAUGAAGUGCCAGGCUUGAUGAGGACAAAAAUUACAGGGGAUAAAACUGUUAAAAUUUUUAUUUAAAAAGGUAUUGCAAUCCAUAUCUCUUUUUAAAUUUUUCUAUAAAAUCAUCAUUAAAUAUUUUAAAAAAUAUAUCCCUUAUUUAUAGAAACAAGUACAUUUUAUUAUCAAGACUGGUACUUAGUCUUUUGUGGACAAGGAAUAUGUUAAACUAGUGCUUCAGGUACUCCAUAUAAACCAGAGAGGUGCAUUUUCACUAAGAUCUGACUUCUGUCUCUAUGUAAAUGGCCUGUCAAGAUGGUCAUUGCCAGCUAGUUUGUGUUAGGGGUUCUUUUUUAACUUUUUUGGUGGAGUUUGUCCAGAAAAUCUCAAAGGAAUACCAAUAAAGACAAAAUAUAAAGUA